AUGAAGGCAGUUUGGACUAUCGACUCAGAUGAUCCGAAAAGAUUUGUGAACCCUGGAAAGCCAGGGAAAGCUUGUAACCUUAGAAUCAAUUUAGGGUUUAACCUGCUGCAGAAGAAUGGUCAGCUGUCCACUGUCAAUGGCUUAGCUGAGCAAGGAGAACUCAGCGUCCAGGAGGAAGCCCUGACUGGCCAGGAGGAAGAAGUCAUUGUCACAGAUGUUGGGCAGAGAGACACUGAAAGUGUGAGUGAGAGAGACUCAGAUAAAGAGAUGGCCGCCAACUCAGCAGUUGUUCAAGACAUCACAAAGGAUGGGCCAGAGGAAACACCUGAAAUAAUUGAGCAGAUUCCUUCUUCAGAAAGCAAUUUAGAGGAGCUAACACAACCUGCUGAGUCCCAGACUAACGACGUUGGAUUUAAAAAGGUGUUUAAGUUUGUUGGCUUUAAAUUCACUGUGAAAAAGGAUAAGAAUGAGAAGUCUGACGGUGUCCGAUUACUCACUGUCAGAAAAGAUGAAGGCGAAGGGACAGGAGAGUCGGAUGGGGCCGGCGACCACCAAGAGCCCAGCCGGGACACUGGAGAAGCAACAGCCAAAGAAAACGAACUGACACAAUCUACAGAGAAGCCCGAAGAGACUGGGAAACACGAGCAGAGUGACACAGACGUUUCUCUGCCAGCUGAGUCUGGUCAAGCAGCAGAGGAAGCCAAAGAUGGAGAAGAAAAACAAGAAAAAGAACCCACCAAAUCUCCAGACUCUCCGACCAGUCCGAUGGCCAGUGAAACGGCAUCGCCCUUCAAAAAAUUCUUCACUCAAGGUUGGGCCGGCUGGCGAAAAAAGACCAGUUUCAGGAAGCCAAAGGAGGAUGAGCUAGUAGAAGCUUCAGAGAAGAGAAAGGAACAAGAGCCAGAAAGAGCAGACACAGAAGGAAAUGAGAAGAGAGAAGAUAGUGCUGAGGAACGGGCCACCUCUGAACAACCACACCCACAGGAGGCCACAGACAGCGCCAGUGAUGCCAGAAUACCAGCUGAAUGUGAACAGGUGGAGCUGCCUUCGGAAGGUCAAGUGCAAGGAUUUCCUGAGGAGAAAUCUGCCCCUUUAGCAUCAGAAGUAUUCGAUGAAAAAGUAGAGAUCGUUGCAGAAGUCCACGUUAGCACCACCGAGAAGAAAACAGAAGAGCAGGAGGGUGAGGUGGAAGAAAUAGAACAGCCCUUGCCCACUGAAAAAUUGCUUGAAACCAAUGCCGAACUUCAGGAAGCGGCACCUGCCGAAGAGCUGGUGAAGACCAAAGCCGUGUGUGCCCCUGGAGGGGACCAUCCCCAGCCAGCCGAACCAAGUCCGGACGACAGAGCGUUGUCCACACACCCCGAAGGCAUCAUGAGUGAGGCGGAAAUGCUGUCAUCGCAAGAGAGAGUUAAAGUCCAAGGAAGCCCUUUAAAGAAACUGUUCACUAGCACUGGCUUAAAAAAGCUUUCUGGAAAGAAACAGAAAGCGAAAAGAGGAGGAGGAGAUGAAGAGUCAGGAGAACACCAGCAAGUCGCAGCAGAAUCUCCGGAUAGUACAGACGAGCAGAAGGGCGAGAGCUCGGCUUCAUCCCCCGACGAGCCCGAGGAGAUCACGUGUCUGGAGAAGGGCAUCGCGGAUCCGCCCCAGGAGGGCGAGGGCGAGGAAGGGAGCACCUCUGAUGGGGAAAAGAAGAGAGAGGGGAUCACUCCCUGGGCGUCUUUCAAAAAGAUGGUGACGCCCAAGAAGCGCGUUAGGAGGCUCUCCGAAAGUGACAAAGAAGACGAGUUGGAAAAGGUGAAGAGCGCCACCUUGUCAUCCACGGAGAGCGCAGCCUCCGAAAUGCAAGAGGAUGGAAGAGGCCACGGGGAGGAGCAGAAGCCCGAAGAACCGAAGCGCAAGGUCGACACUUCAGUGUCUUGGGAAGCUUUAAUUUGCGUGGGAUCCUCCAAGAAAAGAGCAAGGAAAGCAUCAUCUUCCGAUGAGGAAGGGGCGCCGAAACCGACGGGCGGAGAAGGCCAAAAACCAGACGAAGCGGGAAAGGACAGAGAAGCGGGCCCGGAUGCCCCGCUCGCGAGUUCCCAGGAGCAUGAUCAAGCGCAGGGAAGCUCCUCGCCCGAGCAGGCGGGGAGCCCCUCCGAAGGGGAGGGCGUUUCCACCUGGGAGUCGUUCAAAAGAUUAGUCACUGCACGAAAAAAAUCGAAGUCAAAACUGGAAGAGAAAAACGAAGACUCUGGAGCCGGAACCGGUGUAGAACAUUCAGCUUCUGAGGUCGAACCUGGGAAAGAAGAGUCUUGGGUUUCAAUUAAGAAGUUUAUUCCCGGGCGAAGGAAGAAAAGGUCAGAUGGGAAACAAGAGCAGACCGCCAUCGAAGAUACGGGGCCAGCAGAGGCCACCGAAGAUGAUGCCGACGUCCCAGCCGUAAUCCCUCUGUCUGAGUACGACGCAGUGGAAAGGGAGAAAAUGGAAGCACAGGAAGCCAGAAAAAGUGAGGAGAGGCCUGAACGACAGGUAGCGGUUUACGUCUCAGAGGAAGUCAGUAAGAGUCUGGUUCACAGACUGGUUGUGGCUGACAUUGACGGAGCGAGGGCCGUGACCAGUAUCGAAGAAAGGUCGCCUUCUUGGAUAUCUGCUUCGGUGACAGAACCUCUCGAACAAGAAGUCGACGAAGCCAAACCACCAGCCGGGCAGGUGUUUGAAAGAGAAGGCAUCGCAGAGGAAACUCCCAUCGUUACCAAAACUCUGCCCCAGAGCCAAGAUGCCGGUGAUGACACGAUCAUUAGUGAGGUGGAAUUAACUUCUGAAGCUGUGACCGCUGCAGAGACCACCGAGGCAUUUUGUGCUGAAGAAGCAACCGAAGCCUCCGGUGCCGAAGAGACCACCGACAUGGUUUCGGCUGUUUCCCAGUUAACCGACUCUCCGGACACCACAGAGGAAGCAACACCAGUUCAGGAGGUGGAAGAUGUGCCAGACAUGGAAGACCAGCGGAGGCGAACUCAAGAGGUCCUGCAGGCGGUCGCAGAAAAAGUCAGAGGAGACUCACAGCUGCCUGACACCAGAGGGCCAGAAGACACCAUUCAGACAAUGCAGAAGGCAGGAUCGAAAAAGCUGGAGAAGGUGGAAGAGGCGGAAGAGGAUUCUCCAGUGCUGGAUCUCAAGCAGGAGACGGAUGUAGUGUUGAAAGUACAGGUAGAAGAAACUAAAGCUGAGGAUUUGACACAAGGGAAGGUAAUCGUUCGGGCCACCCCAGAGCACGCUGCAGACGUUCCUCAAGUCACAGAGAGUGUAGAGUCCAGUGAGCUUACGGCCGCUUGUCAACCUGAAACCUUGGUUGGGGUAAAGUCAGAGAUUAUACUGCAACACGCUGUUGCCCCUGACUCGGCUGAAACACUUACAGACAGUGAGACCAACGGAAGCACCCCGGUGGCAGAUUUUGAAGCUCUCCAUAUAACACAGCAAGACAAGAUCACGGAAAUCCACAAAGAUAAGGAGGCUGCAUCUGUUACACAGUCACAGGUCACAGCAGCAGAGGCAGUUCCUGCGCCUAAAGAGAUGCCUCCAGCACCUUCUGGUUUUCAAUCCCAGGAAGACCGUGGAGAACAUUCAAAAUUGGAAGAGGCUCUAGACCAUACAGAUAAAGAGGUAUCCGUGGAAACGAUACUCAUUCUUUCAAAGACUGAGGUGAUUCAAGGGGCUGGCCAGUUUGCAGAUGAGGAUACCAAAGACGUACCAUCUGUUGAAGGGCCUGAGGUGUCUGCAGACACAGAAAUGACAGUCGAUGAGAAAGAGAUCAUUGAAGUUGCCCUGAAAGAUGAAGCUACUCCAGAAGCUGAAUUUCAAAAGAAUGGUUUUAAGCUCCAGAGUCCUGCUCAGUCUCUCCCAACCCCACUGGAGAGAGAGAUGGUAGUUCAAGCAGAAAGGCAGGACGUGGAAGCAAAGCUAACCCGAGUGAGUGAAGAGAAACUUGAGCAAACACCAGCCGAAGAGCUCGCUAAACCACCAGCUCAGACUACCCACGUGACCGUCGCAGACGGGGGAAAGGGAGCUACCAGUUUUGAAGAAAGUUCUCGGUUAGUUCAAGAGGAAGUAGUAUGCACAGAAAUUCAAGUUCAAAGCUCCGAGGCAUCAUUGCCUCUAACAGCGGUGGCAGUGGAAGAGAACAUCUCAGGAGAAACUGUCAAGAUUUUAGAAACAGCUGGAACUUUGGAGUCUGCAGAUGCACAUUUCGUACUGGAAGAGAAAUCAGUAAAAGAUGAAGCCUUUCCUGCUCAGCUGGGGGAAGAUGCAGUGCCUGUGGGGACUGAGUCUCAGGCAGAAUCAUCACCAGUAAUGGUAUCUGCUACCCCUGAGAAAGGCACCAGUGCUGACCUGGAACAAGAUCAAACCACAUCACAGAAAGAGAAGUCAGAGGAAGAAGGUGAGCAGGUUAGUCGUCGGGAAGUCAGAGUGACAGAAACAGGAGAGGAAGAUUUAAAGGCUGAAAAUGAGAUUCUGAAACUUCAGACUGAGAGCUGUAAACUUGUACAGAACGUCAUUCAGACAGCCGUUGACCAGUUAGUAAGUGUAGAAGAAACAGCCACUGACGGCCGGACACCGGCCCAACUGAUGAAAGCUGACAACCAGGAAGCCGGGCAGGAAGUUGAAAAAGAAGAAAGGGAAUUUCAGGCCUCUGUAGAGGAUGAAACACUAAUUACCACUGGAGCCAAAGAGGAGUCCGCACUCGCCACCGUGGAACAGACACACUCAGAUCUUUCCAGAGACGUGAACGGAGCUUCAGAAGAGAUCACCACCCGUGAGGCCAAGAGUUCCGGUGUAAGUGACCAGCAGCUUGAAGAGGGAAUCCUCCCAGCCCCGGAGAAGAGAGAAGCGACCGGAACAAAAUCUGUGCUGGAAGACGAUCGUGCUGGGUUGGGAGAAAGAAUAGGGAAGUCGCUGUCUGAAUCCCAGGAAGAUGAAAAAGGUGAUGAUUACUUUGCAAAUCAAACUUCAGCCCUGGAAGAUGCUGAGGCCUUGGGAGGCCUAACCAAAGAGUCCCCAGAUGCAAAUGGACCAAAACUACAAGAGAAAGAAAUCGAAUUUCAUGAAGUAGAAGAGCAUAGCGAGUCAGAAAAAGAGAUCAAAACACAAACACAGGAGGAGGCACAGAAACAAGGGAGAGAACCAGAAACAUCAGAACUUACAGAAUCCUAAAACAUCGUUUACACUCGUGUAUUUGCAAGACCGGAAUGUGAAGCCAAGAAGUAGAAGAAAAUGCUGCUGAUGAGACUCAAGACCAACGUUUGAGAACUUUGAGAAGCGAAGAACAGGCACAUCAAUGGAUCUCAUUUCGAGAGAACGCCGACAAUCCUGAGGCUUCGUCAGGAGCUAUGACCACCUAACGUUUCCUCUUUUCAAGACCACCCUGUCGUUUUUCCCUUAAUACCAUAUAAUGUUUCUCAUUUAAGGUUCUAAAUUCCUAACCUGGUACUGGAAUUGGCAAUACCUAGUUCAACUUCUCAAACUGGAUAUCGUUUUUUAUGUAUUUAUGUGUAUGUUUUAAGUAAUCUUCCUCCUGUAUCUAUUGUAUAUUUUUUUCUUAAUGUUUAAGGAAAUGCGCAGUAUAGAACAUUUCUUUUGUAUCACACAUUAUAUGACGGGGCACGUAGCCAUGGUGGAGCCUUGGGAAGCUUUAAGCCUCCGUUAUAACCUGUGAAAACAGAGCUUCCUAGAAAUAACAUUCCGGAUCAGAAACUACAAUCCUUAUUUUAAAAUUCACUAGGAAUUAGGUCCAUGUUUAGUAUCACUCCAAAACUGGUCACUUUCCUAUUACGCACAGUGUGCUAAAAAUAAAAAACGCGCUUUUUUUUUUUGGAAACAUACAGAAUGUUCCAUAGUUACUGUGAUAGUUUUCUUUCUAGCCCAGUGGUGGAGGUUCGAAGGAAGUGUUUUCAGUAGCGGAUUAACUUUAAGUUUUUUCCUCCUAAUCGUUAUGGUUGUUUGGACAGAUGAGUAUGCUUAAUCCUGAGGCAAAGUAGUUAAAUGUUUUUCAUACUCUCAAGAAAAGAACUGACUUUUAAGUUUUUGAUCCUAUUCUUACAUGCUGCACCACAUUCACACACAGCGUGAAGUAAGUCAGGUUCUUUACAAAUGGUAUUUUGAUAGAUGCUGGAUUUCGUCGGUGCCAUACUUGUGCCCACUCUUUUAAGAAUAAUGUUGCAUUAUGUUCAUAUGGAUAAAUUGUGAUUUGACAACCGGUUUAAAUAAAAUAUUUGCUUCACUUAGAUUUGCUGGUUUUAUUAGAUACUAGGAAGCCUGGGACAUAUGUUUACUGCAUUCUAAAAGCAGAAUAACAUGGAACUGUUAUGUAGUCGCUGUCUGAUGUCACCACUUUAUACCUGUUUGAGUGUAAGAGGAAGUCAUAGCAGAGAGGUAUCUGUCAGAAUAAACCAGGAGCUUUUCAGGUUGACGGUAUUGAUACAAUGCUACCAUCUUGUGGUGUCUUCCUGAAAAGGUCAAUUUUCUGUGUUAAUAUUUGUUAAUGACUAAUGUUUCUAGAAAGAAAUUUUAAGAAGACUUAACAGGAAAAAUGCCUUGCCUAACAAGUGAUCUUGGAAUUUUUUUUAAUGUUAAAAUGAUUUAUGAUUCUUGCUAAUACGUAAAUGAUUCAAACAGUUGCCACGCAAAGCACAGUCACCUAUCUACCAUAAAAUUCCACUUUUUUACAUGUAGAACUGACCUGGCAUAUAUACUUCCUAAACUUUACUCAAACUCAUCACUCCAGUUUGAGAACUUAAUUUUGACUGCUGGUUACUGAUUUUAAAACAUAACAUUCUAGAAAGACUAGAAUAGUCUUAUAGCAGAAAGGUAAUUUUCUGUUAAAACUGGAAAGUAGUUUCUCUUACACCCACAAAUCUGACUACAAUAAAAAAUUGGCUACAGUAGAAAGACACCUCAUAAUAGUGUACGUACGGCCUUGUGGUUGGAAAACAUUUAAUAUCCUUUUAGGAGUUACUCUCAAAUAUAACCACCUGUGAUUAAUUAGUAAACUUUAAAAUCCCCAAAUUAAAAAAAAAAAAAAACAAAAAAAACCCCUAUGAUCUAAAUAGCUUUCUUUUGCCAACUUGAGACUUAAAAGUGCUGGUGUCAAUUUUUGGAGAUGACAGCAAUUUGUAAGGAGUUUAUGAUAGUGCCAAAUAUUGACUUAACUUACUUUUCCAUUGACUUCCUCUAUGCAGGAGAAACUUUGUGCUAUUUUGCACAGAUGAAAGAUUUGUGUAGUUUGUGGUAAACAGAUUUUUGGUUUAAAUUCCAUCCUGCUACGUCAUCCCAUUUGUAUUGACGUGAUCAGGUCAUCACAAUUGGUCUUAUGGUGGUAGUUGCUUCAUGACUGAUUUUCAUACUAAUAUCUGGAUGUGCCCUGGAUUAUUUCUGUACAAGCUCUGUACCUGUGUCCAUUAAGCAACAUUGUUUUAUUAAGAAGAGGAAUGCAAUUAACAGGAGCAUGAACUAUAAUUCUGUAUUAUAAUACUCAAGCUGCCGUUAAUUUAGGAAAUUCGUAACCAAGUGUAAACUGCAGAAAUUGGAGCAAGUGCCUAAAUUUUGCUAUUUUUGGCAUUACUGUGGAACCAUGUACAAUAGAAAGCAAUGCAAGAUUUGUAAACUCUUACCACUUGUAAUCGAGGCCUAUUAAAUGUUCCCCUUCGGGUUAUUUUGCUAAUGGUACAGGAGUUGCCUCUGUCUACACAUAUACGUUGUUCCAGAAAUUUCCUUUGAUAUUUGGAACUACAGAUGGUCAAGGGCUGAAAUUUUUAGCUUUCAGUGUAAGCUUCAAGCCUAGCAGUUUUCUUUAAUCUGAGACUAUUUGAUUCCUAGUUCUGUUUGGAGGCAAAUUUUCAUUUAUCUAAAUAAAAUGCAACCUAAUUAAAUGCCA
Pteropus alecto (black flying fox) is the source of this 7906-nucleotide messenger RNA. It is a transcript of the gene AKAP12, whose product is annotated as A-kinase anchoring protein 12. Gene Ontology annotation, molecular function: calmodulin binding; protein kinase A binding. The transcript is spliced from 4 exons. Gene Ontology annotation, cellular component: cytoplasm. The coding region runs from base 1 to 5187 and encodes 1728 amino acids. The record is from RefSeq and is a predicted model, not a curated record. Gene Ontology annotation, biological process: regulation of protein kinase C signaling; signal transduction. Lineage: Eukaryota; Metazoa; Chordata; Mammalia; Chiroptera; Pteropodidae.